Molecule: messenger RNA, 2524 nt
Organism: Salvelinus namaycush (lake trout)
Lineage: Eukaryota; Metazoa; Chordata; Actinopteri; Salmoniformes; Salmonidae
Gene: papss2b
Product: 3'-phosphoadenosine 5'-phosphosulfate synthase 2b
Exons: 12
Coding region: 241-2091 (616 amino acids)
Biological process (GO): sulfate assimilation; 3'-phosphoadenosine 5'-phosphosulfate biosynthetic process
Molecular function (GO): adenylylsulfate kinase activity; ATP binding; sulfate adenylyltransferase (ATP) activity
Source: RefSeq, a predicted model, not a curated record
AUUGAGUGGGCACGAAAAAGGCAGGGCUAUGAAUAUGCUACGUGUCGGAUUAGAAAUCUUCAUUGGACGUCUCCCGUCAGAUUUAUUUCCGAUAAAUCACAUAAACUCGUUUUUUUAGAAGGGAAUAUAGCUUAAUCGUUACCAACAUAUAAAUUAUUAGGUCACCAAACUAAAACGUUUCAGAAGAAGCGGCGAUGUCUGGGAUCAAAAAACAAAGAACGCUCAAUUAGGAAUGUGCAGAUGUGCAAUCGUGCAGUCUCUCUGUGGUUUCAGGACCUUCAGAGGGCCACUAAUGUCGUGUACCAGGCUCACCAUGUGAGCCGGUCCAAACGAGGCCAAGUGGUGGGCACCAGAGAGGGCUUCAGAGGUUGCACUGUCUGGCUCACUGGUUUGUCAGGUGCCGGAAAAACAACCGUCGGCUUUGCCCUGGAGGAGUACUUGGUGUCCCAUGGUAUUCCCUGCUACUCCCUGGAUGGGGAUAACAUCAGACAGGGGCUGAACAGGAACCUUGGCUUCACCUCUGUGGACAGGGAGGAGAACAUCAGGCGCAUCGCUGAGGUGGCCAAGCUGUUUGCAGACGCAGGAUUGGUCUGCAUCACCAGCUUCAUUUCUCCAUUCACUAAGGACCGGCAAGAAGCCAAAAAGAUCCAUGUACAAUCUGGACUGCCGUUCUUCGAGGUGUUCGUCGAUGCUCCCCUGGAGGUGUGUGAGAGCAGGGAUGUCAAAGGCCUCUACAAGAAGGCCCGUGCUGGAGAGAUUAAAGGCUUUACGGGCAUUGAUUCGCCUUUUGAGAAGCCUGAGUCACCUGAUCUUGUGCUGAAGACUGGAGAGAUCUCAGCGAAUGAGUGCAUCCAGCAGGUGGUCGAGCUGCUUAAGGAACAGAACAUUGUGCCCACUGGUGUGACAGAGGAAGUGACUGAGCUCUUUGUGCCAGAGAACAAGCUGGACUUGGCACUGAGCGACGCCAAGACACUGCCUACCGUCAGCAUCACCAAGCUGGACCUCCAGUGGGUGCAGGUGCUGGCAGAGGGCUGGGCCAGCCCCCUCAAGGGCUUCAUGAGGGAGAGGGAGUUCCUGCAGGUUCUGCACUUCGACACUCUUCUGGAUGGUGGAAACAUCAACCUCUCUGUGCCGAUCGUCCUGCCCGUUUCCAAAGAGAGCAAAGAGAAGCUGGACGGCUGCGCAGCGUUCGCACUUGAGUUCAAAGGUUGCAGAGUGGCAAUUCUCCGCAACCCUGAGUUUUAUGAACAUCGGAAGGAAGAGCGUUGUGCCAGGCAGUGGGGAACCACAUGUCCUCAGCAUCCUUACAUCAAGAUGGUUAUGGAGGGUGGUGAUUGGCUGGUUGGUGGAGAUUUGGAGGUGCUAGAGCAAAUCAAAUGGAACGAUGGUCUGGACCAAUACCGCUUCACUCCAAGAGAACUGAAGCAAAAGUUCAAGGAAAUGAAAGCAGACGCCAUCUUCGCCUUCCAGCUUCGCAACCCGGUCCACAAUGGCCACGCCCUCCUGAUGCAAGACACGAAGCGGCGGCUGCUGGAGCGAGGCUACAAGAACCCUGUCCUGCUGCUUCACCCGCUGGGAGGCUGGACCAAAGACGAUGACGUGCCUCUGGACUGGCGCAUAAAACAGCAUGCUGCCGUACUGGAGGAGGGGGUACUGGACCCAGCCAGCACCAUCGUGGCCAUAUUCCCCUCCCCCAUGAUGUAUGCUGGACCCACUGAGGUACAGUGGCACUGCCGGGCACGAAUGAUAGCUGGUGCCAACUUCUACAUCGUUGGUCGCGACCCUGCGGGCAUGCCUCACCCUGAGACCAAGCAGAGCCUGUAUGAGCCCACCCACGGGGCCAAGGUCCUCACCAUGGCCCCUGGUCUCCCCUCUGUAGAGAUCAUCCCCUUCAGACUGGCUGCCUACAACAAGACUAAAAGAUCUAUGGACUUCUAUGAUAAGGAGAGACACCAGGAAUUUGAGUUCAUAUCUGGGACCAAGAUGAGGAGGAUGGCACGCAGCGGAGAGAACCCCCCGGAUGGUUUCAUGGCCAAUAAGGCCUGGAAGGUCCUCACAGAGUACUACAGCUCCCUGCAGAAGGACGAAUGAACACGCACACCUUGGGUCUAACAGACACAUCUUAAGCUUUUCUAUUUUAUAUCAAGUACUGUAGACAUCUAGGCAUUAAUGAAAUGCAUGCCUGAGCUUUUUUUUUUUUUUUUACUAAACAUCAUGUAAACCGGAAAUGAUCUAGUUUGAUGUGUGGGUCAAAAUAAAUCUGUAAGCAGUGUAAAAAAAUCAAUAUGAAUGUUUUAACAGAUCACUUUUGUAUCUUUACUUCCAAGCUAGUAACUUAAAAUGUAUGUUUUUGAAGCUGUGAGAAGACUAUGUAGUUGAGUGGAAGGGGUUUUAACUAUCCCUGUGUAAUGAAUGAAACUAUUUAUCUAGUGAUGCCAUUGUACCUAAUUUCUAAAUGUUCUUAUACUGCAUCUAGCCUUUUUAUAUCAGGAAGUUUCAAGCAAAUAAAUGAUUACGAACAACA